Racocetra persica is the source of this 329-nucleotide messenger RNA. NCBI's taxonomy places the organism in Eukaryota, Fungi, Glomeromycota, Glomeromycetes, Diversisporales, Gigasporaceae. The record is from the annotation of a GenBank genome assembly.
AAAUAUAUUUUGCUAACCCCUACGACUUAUAUAUUGAUACUGACUACCAAGUAGAGGAUUUAAUUAAUCUACCUGAAGAGUUAAAACCACUUGAAACUUCGUAUAUUUCUAAUAGUAGCCUUCAAUUAACCCAAUAUUCUGACUCUACUAAUAUUACUUACUUAGAAGAUGGCUCUUUUAGUGAAGGAUCUAUAUCUUAUCAAUUACCUAUUAGUACUUCUCCACCUGAAUCUGUAAUUUUAAAUCCUAAUUUUAGUAUAUCCUGUGAAUCAUUUGGUUUUGAAACAGAUCAAAUUCUUGAUCAGAUUGAUAUUGAAGCAAACCCUACU